This is a messenger RNA of Nilaparvata lugens (brown planthopper), 4554 nucleotides long. Its product is annotated as sphingomyelin phosphodiesterase 4. Lineage: Eukaryota; Metazoa; Arthropoda; Insecta; Hemiptera; Delphacidae. The transcript has 14 exons. The record is from RefSeq and is a predicted model, not a curated record. Gene Ontology annotation, biological process: ceramide biosynthetic process; glycerophospholipid catabolic process; sphingomyelin catabolic process. Gene Ontology annotation, molecular function: sphingomyelin phosphodiesterase D activity. The coding region runs from base 229 to 2520 and encodes 763 amino acids.
UUUAAAGUGUAUUCAAUAUUUGAUUGUAUCAAUUUUCAACAUUAAAUAUUGACAAUUGCAAUUGAAAUAAGGAAGCUUAAAAUUUUUAAAAAGAUUAGCAAGCAAGGCACUGGUUUUUGGAUUAAGAAAAAAUAAAAGUGGGGUUAUGUUUGAAAGCUGUUACCUAUAAUAUUAUUUAAAACCCGAAAAGUUAUAUUUCUUGCAAAUGCUAUUUAACAAUCUAGGAAGAUGCUUUCGAUAAUGAAUGUGAAUCCACUGCAUGCGCGCUGUGAAAUGAUAAGUAAAUAUGUGAGCGAGUGCACAAAUAAGGAGCUGGAGAGUCUGUUGCCAGUGCUUGUCGAAGAGAUAUUCGGCAUCAGCAAUCAGGUUGGAUGGAACUUGAGACUGAUCAAGUUCGACUCGAAUGCACACGAUUACGACGUUCUUUUCAAGUUCCUGCAUCCCAGUGGACCAGUGUUCAAGCUCUGCUAUAAACUACUGUCCGACUGUCACCUCAAGUAUGAGUUUCAACUGUCAUUCCUUCCAGCAAAGGUUCAGCAGAUGAUAAAUGAUGGUAUGGUGCUACCAUUCUACACAGACAAGCUGCAGUAUGAUCACAAAACAAGAACACCCAUUAGUCUGGCAUUGAAUCCGUUCGAAUUCUACAUGUUUCACUUCGUCUACCAUCUGAUGAACCCGAACAUUCAGACAAGCGCCGACUCGAGCCAAUACAUGCACUGGGAGUCGCUCUACCUGAGGCUUGCCGAGGAAUACUUGAACACGUUUCUGCCUUGCAACGGCUCCACGGUCUAUCCGAUUACCAAUCUGUACAGCGGCACUUCGCCCACUCCCAGACCGCAUAUACCGGUUGCAACCAGACCGGCCAGAUCGCCGAUGCUUCUGAGACAGUCGGUGCUGCUGAAGCAGAGUCCAACCAGUCCGACUCACACUAGCAGUCCGACUUCUCCGAUGUUGGAGAUUUGGCGCAGUGAGCUGCUGGCUCGGCUGUGUGUCGACUUCUGGCUCGGAUCUUUCAACAAUCACUCUCAGUCCUACUUGGUCAGAGGUGAUUACAACAACUAUAGUUAUUGGUCAAUGUAUCCUCAAAUGAACUAUGUCAACUACCAAGCCUUUACGAAUUCUAUGUUUUCACAACAAAGCUUACCCACUGGAGAACAUUUGUGGGUCGUGAGAUUCAUGGUUAAGCACCUCCACUAUUUCUCAAAUAGUUUAAUCGAGGAUUCAAGUGCUAUGGAUGAGCUGAAGAGGGUGAUAAUUCCGUCCAGUCAAGGAAAGCUGUACGAAUUCUUGAAGCAUACAAUGCAGCAUUGGCCUCUGGACACCUCGUUCCGAUUGAUAUUGGAGACGUGGCUCAGCUACAUUCAGCCAUGGAGAUACAUCGAUCCACUCAGAAAGCCGAUAACGAGCGAUGAUAGCCCCAUGGUUGUGGAACCUCGCUGGUUUCCAUUCAUUGCUGAGAAUUUACUCGCUUACUCGUUGAUAUUCCAAUUGCUUCUAACGAGGUUCUCGCGAGUCGACCUCGCUACACCCAAGAAUGCAUUCAUGCUUUUCCGAGUCACCAAGGUGUUUGCGCAGAUAAAUGUGAUUGAUUUGUUGCGCGAAGCCGAGGGGUCACUGGAGGAGGGCGGCCAGCUGAGAAGCAGCAGCAAAUGGUCGGCAGUUGUGAGGCAGCACAUUCUCGACUUGGAAGGACCCGGAUUCCAGUAUCAGUCGCUUUUUUCUGCCGAAACUCGGGCUGAGCUUGUGAAGUUCCAAGGCCAAAUCCAGACUGCGAUGAUCACAGCGCGGAGGAGACUGGCAGCUGAGACUGAGAAUCAUCAGAAGGGAGGCUUUCUGUCCUGGUUCACAAUGGCCACUUCUGACUUUGAGUACUCCAUCGACGAGAGGAGAAAAGUCAACUUUCAUCUUCAGGCCGCUCUCAACAGCAUCACUUCCAUAUUCAGGCUAGAAGCUAGUGAGGCACCAACUAGCUGUGUGAACGAUUCAUUUUUUGACACUACUCCAACAAAUAACUGUUCGGAUCAAUCAGUGCUGUACUGGAAGAAGAAGCAGAAGGAAAUAAAGUAUGAAGGAGAUCCUGAUCUACAGCCUAUCAGAAGUUUUGAAAACGCCAUUUUGGUUCGGCUCCUGUACCAAAUAGCAUUAUGGAUCAAUCUGACUUACCGCGGCGAGAUAGGUCGUCUUUACUACAGACAAGACUGCCUGGGAGGCGUGGCGAGGCAGAUGCUGGAGGGACCUCGUGUGAUCCGCACCUACGACAAGAGUGGCCCUUUGGGGUACUCGCCUCGAAUCAGCUACUCGCUUCCGCCUCGGCUCUCGCUCAGGCUGCUCGCUCACCACCGCACUCUGCUCGUGCUUGUCCUCGUCUACAGUGUUGCCAGACUGUGCAGCUACCCGGCCACCCUGGUUUUUCUCGUCUUACUUUUCGCCUGGCUGGCAGUGCUGCUCUGCAGACACUUUGUCGGUUAUUCGCCUCCGUGUGCUGGAGAGCUGGACGUGUCCUUCAAUGAUAGCUACUAAACUGCUUCAGUAAACCUGUGACUAAGGCCCGGUUUCCGAGCUCGGCAUUUAGCCAAGUUCUAGACUUUAAACAGCUGCAGUCAGAAAAUUGGCUUUCCAAAACGGGGCGUAGUCGCAGUUUUUAUGAGAAUCUUUAUUUUCUCAUUUCUAUAAUAAUUGGAAACGUUUUUCCUUGACGAAAUUAAACAUUACUAAAUAAUUUAAAAUAGCUGAAACUUUUCACUCUUCUCUCUUUAUUUUAUGAUCAAUUUUCUAGUUUUUUUCGAAAUUACAUUUACAAGUGACUAUGACUAUCACUACGACUACGCCCACUAUAUACGUAAACAAAGCCGUAGUGCAUUCGUGUGACGUCAGCACAGGUAGGGCUCCUACACCAAUAAAAAUUCGUUGAUUUCAGCUAGUGUUUAUAUUGGUGUAGGAGCCCUACCUGUGUUGAUGUCACACGAAUGCUCUAUGGCUUUGUUUACGGAGGUAGUGCUACUACGCCCCGUUUCGGAAAGACAAUUUUCUGACUCCAGCUGUUUAAAGUCUAGAACUUAGCUAAAUGCCGAGCUCGGAAACCGGCCCUUAGGGUGUGAUGUGUAUAUGUGCAAGUGCACGCGUGGUCAUGCAUGACCAAGCAACAGAUAACAAACAAAAUCUGCAAAGAGCAAUAGGAACACUCUCACUGAACGCGUGCACUUUCUGGUUGCGUUCAGUGUGAACAGCUACAUGCAAGUCACAAUGUAUUUAAAUGGCUCCUUCCAGAUUUUGUUUUUCGGUUGUGACGUGCACUUGCACAUACACGCAUCCAAUGUGAUCAUACCCUAAUUCAAACAAGUUUCAGCUACUAAAUUUGUUUAGUAAACUUGUGAACUAAUUCAAACAAGUGAGAUUCUAUAUAAGUGAGAUUCUCGUUAUAAAUAUGAUAAUUAUGUUUCUUUAUCAAAUAAAUAAAUAAAGCUAGUUGAAAUGAUAGGACUAUAGAGUUGCCAAUUCUUCAUUUCCAGCGCAGUCUAUUGUAGGUAGCUGUAUCUCGGUACAUCUGAUGUUAUAUUAGCUGUUUAUUCUUGUAAAUAAUCAUUAAUUCUAUCUCAAAUCUAUUUUUUUAGUAAAAAAGUGAUUUUUUCAUGAUUCUAUAGUACAUUUUUAUAAUUGAGAUAGAAUAUUUUGUUAGUUGAUUAUAUUUCUUCAUAGCGAACAAAAGAUUCGGAAACAGUGCAGAGGUUGGUGCUAAUCUGCUUCGUCUAAUGACAGACAAGGAUACCAAUCAAUGUUAAUCAAGUGCCAACUUCAUAACAUGUAUCUCACUAUAGUUCUUAUUAUUUAUGUAACCUCUCAACGUGAAAUUGACUUAUAUUAUGUACUCUUCAUAUCGACAAUAUUUCUGACAAACUUCUUGAACUGGUUACAAAAACCAGGAACCCAACUCUCUUACAAAUGUUUGGCAAUGUGUUUAGAUCCCACUUGAUUCUCAAUGCAAAUCAAUUAGACUUAUUUUUUUACAAACUGUUUUCCAGUGAACAUUGAUUUAAUAGAACAUCAAUAUUGAUGGGAGAUAUGAAUAUUGUGUAAUUUGACUGAAGAGAGACUGAUUUUUGUAUAUAUGUGAAAAGGUGUUCAAUAUUUUUAAUCAAUUCUGAUUUGGAAUAGCUUCCUAGUUAUGUAAGCAUAGGGCUUUUUGACAAACUAGAUAUUUUUUUAUUGGAAUCCUACAGAUAGAUAUACUAAAUAAAUAAUCACCUCAUGUUUAUUUGUGGAAAAGCAGUUUAUGUGACUAUAGCAUUAUUUAGAACCCUAUCAAGGCUGAUAGAAGAUUUUUGGAGAAAUACUGUACACGUAAAUUUUGAUUUACCAAUUAUCUGUAUUAAUUAUCUAAUUUCUAAGUUAGUUAUCAGUUUAUCCGCCAUUAUUUAGUCUACAAUAGUCAUUCAUCUGUUUUCUAUCAGUCAUUUAUUUUCCAAGUUAACUGGUCCUCUCAUAUCUAGUAUACAACAGUCAUUACUUUAGGCUUUGUAAUAAUUUUUCACAUCCAAUAAACAAGUUUUGUUCGCC